Messenger RNA from Sparassis crispa, 900 nucleotides. RefSeq lists its product as hypothetical. Gene Ontology annotation, molecular function: nucleic acid binding. The coding region runs from base 1 to 900 and encodes 299 amino acids. The transcript is spliced from 6 exons. NCBI's taxonomy places the organism in Eukaryota, Fungi, Basidiomycota, Agaricomycetes, Polyporales, Sparassidaceae. The record is from RefSeq and is a predicted model, not a curated record.
AUGCCUGAGAUUGAGUACCUCCUAGCCCUCCCGCGAUCGACUGUUUAUCACACCCUACAACAUGAACCCGGCUCCUUCAAUGACACUUCCACUCGCAGCGGACGGCCUCGUGCACUCACCCGAGACGACGUUGAGUUCAUUCUGGAGGUUUGCGAGAUUCAGCCAAACAUCUAUCUUGAUGAGUUGAAGGAAGAAUUGGAGCUGCAAAAUGUAGACAUAUCAUUGGCUGCUCUUUGCCGGUAUCUUCAUCGGAAUGGCAUUACACAUAAACGACUUGCUCGGAUUGCUCGUGAACGCGACCACGCAAGGCGUGCACUUUUUGUUGAUACGGUGCAGCAAUAUGAUGCAGCCCAGUUGGUGUCAGUCGAUGAGGCUGCGGUGGACACUCGUAACAUGACGCGGAACUUCGGCUGGUCCUAUAGUGGUGUACGGGCUUCUGAGAGAGUGCCGUUGGAACGUGGUAUUCGAUAUUCUGUUCUGCCCGCAUUGAGUCUCGAUGGUGUACUACAUGUCAACAUUGUUGAAGGAUCAUUCAAUGCAAUCACAUUCCGACACUUCAUUCAUACAUUACUUGACCGAAUGAAUCCUUUCCCUGCACCAAAUAGUGUCAUUCUCCUUGACAAUGCGAGCAUCCAUCAUUCCGAAGAGACUUUGGACAUGAUUGUAGAACGUGGAAUGCGCUACAUAUUUCUACCACCAUAUUCUCCAGACUUACAGCCCAUUGAAGAACUGUUCCAUGAACUGAAGGAAUGGAUACGACGAAACUACAUUGAAGGACGUGCAGCCAUGAGGUGCACCAACAGCCCUGCACAUCCAUGGGUAUUUCUGAUGGAAGGACUUGAUCAUAUUACUCCUGAUGAUGCAUAUGGGUUCUUCAAAGAUACUGGAUAUAUACAAUAA